Dictyostelium purpureum is the source of this 1722-nucleotide messenger RNA. RefSeq lists its product as uncharacterized. Gene Ontology annotation, molecular function: RNA binding; ATP:3'-cytidine-cytidine-tRNA adenylyltransferase activity. NCBI's taxonomy places the organism in Eukaryota, Evosea, Eumycetozoa, Dictyosteliales, Dictyosteliaceae. The transcript is spliced from 3 exons. Bases 1 to 1722 code for a protein of 573 amino acids. The record is from RefSeq and is a predicted model, not a curated record. Gene Ontology annotation, biological process: tRNA 3'-terminal CCA addition.
AUGAAUCAAUUAUUAAAUAAUUUAAAAAAAAUCAAAAUUAAUAAUUUAUUCAAAAAAACAAAAAAAAAUAUCGAUUUCGAAAAAGAUUUAAACGAAAAUGAAAAACAUAUAAUAGGUUAUUUAAAACAAGUAUUGCAAUAUCACAAUAGAAAUGAUAUAGAAUUAAGAGUUGCUGGUGGUUGGGUCAGAGAUAAACUAUUGAAUUAUAAAAAUAAUAAAUUAGAUUUAGAUUUUGCAAUUAAUAAUACUACAGGGGUAGAGUUUGUAGAGAUGAUUCAAAAAUAUAGAACAGAAAAAGAACUUAAAACAGUCUACAGCGAAUAUACAAUUAAAAUGAAUCCAGAGAAAUCAAAACAUUUAGAAACUGUAUCAAUUACAAUUGACGAUUUUACAAUAGAGUUUAAUGCACUUAGAUCAGACUUUUAUGAUGAAAACUCAAGAAUACCUCAAAUUCAAGUAGGAACCUUAUUAUCUGAUUCUCUUAGAAGAGACCUAACUAUCAAUGCCUUGUUUUAUAAUAUAAAUACAUUAAUGGUUGAGGAUCAUUCUGGAUAUGGUUUAGCAGAUCUUGAAAAUGGUAUAAUAAGAACCCCACUGGAACCUUUCAACACCUUAACUGAAGAUCCACUUAGAGCCUUUAGAAUAUUAAGAUUUGCAACUAAAUUUAAUUUUAAAAUUGAACCAUUAUUAUAUCAACAUAUUAAAACUAUCAAUAAUAAUAUUAUUAAAAAAGUUAGUAAAGAAAGAAUUUAUACAGAGUUUUUUUUAAUGAUGUCGGUCAGGGAAUAUUCAGAGCAGUAUUUUAGCUAUUUAUUAGAUACAGGUAUAAUUAAUUCAAUUUUUAUAGUUAAUGAUUACAUUCCAUCAUCAGCUACUUUGGAACAAUCAGUAGAGAUAUGGAAAGAUUCAUUAGAGUUUAUCAAAACGUCAAAUAACCUAUUCCCAAACACAAAAGAAAUAGAAAACUUAGAUUUUUAUAUCACAUUAAUAUUCUACCCAUUAUAUAAAAACUGUAAAUUAAAAAAAACCGAAAUCAUAUCAGUUUUAAAAGAAUUUAAAUCGCCAUCCAAGUUAAUAAAGCAAAUGGAAAGGAGUUUUGAAGUAUCAGAAUUGUUUUCAAUUUUAAUUUUAAAAUAUAUAAAUCAACUAAAAGAUUCAUCAAAUAGCAACAGGGACCAAAAGAGUUUAAAAGAAUUUUUAAAAGAAGAGGAACAAGAAAAUGAAAUAUAUGAAUUAAUAUUUAGCAUUAAAAAAUAUCCAGAUUGGAGAUUAUCAUUAUACCUAUCACUAGUAGAUUUAAAAUAUAGGAUAAAUAAUAACAAAAUAAUAAUAGAUGGUUUAGCGGUUAGUAAUAAUAGUAAUAAUAAUAUUAAAUUAAUAAAUCUUUUAGAAGAAUCAUUGGAAAUCAACAGUAAUAUAAAUGAUGAAACCAAUAUAGCAAUAAAAAAACUAAUAAAUAAUAGUAAUGUAAAUGGAUGGUUAAAUUCAGUUUUAGAUAGUUUUAAUGAAUUAUUCGAAAGCCACUGUAUUCCAUUGUCACAGGUUCCAUUUUUGAUGGAUGGAAGAGAGUUGAUGGAUUUAUUCCCAUCGAUUAAAGAAAAGCAAGCAAAAGACAGCAGGUUUUUAAAUCAACUAAUUAAAACAACUUACUUUUAUCAAUUAAAAAACAACAUUAAAACUAAACAAGAACUAAUAAAUUAUUUAAAUAAAGAUUUUUUAUAA